CCUCUCCCCGUACCCCCGAAUUCGGCGGUAUCAACUCCUUCUCGCGAUCCCGGGCUAUUUGGUGAAUAUAUAUACUACUAUACGAUGCCGAACAACGAAGGAACCCCAGCUGAUGACCUUCCUGAAGAUCAAGCACAAGCCUUGCCAUGUAUUUCUACUCUGAAACUUAAACUGAAUUCGAAUUACUCAGAGAACCGAUCUAUCACGGGCUCGGAAGGUCUCAGACGAAUUCGAUUCGAGCAAAGCGCUGUGGGUUCUUCGACUGACGGACUUAGUUACUCGCAUAGUACCUGCUAUUCGUGCAAUAGCAAAAGUGAACGGAUGAGCGAUUUAGAAGGAGAUAAUCACCAAAGGGACAGUACCAGCCUUUUGUCUUACAAUUCGACCAGGGAUAUCAAACAAUUUGUAAAGGAGGUGAACGGGAGAGAGAAACAGAGCGUGGCGUUGGUGAUUGCUAUGGGUGGACUUUACCCCUGCCCUGAUGUUAUUGAAGCCAUCCUGGAUCCAACUGACGGUCUCUCAAAGUAUAUCCUUGACAUAGGUCAGUCCAAGGAUCCAAGUAUAAUCUUAUCGAGACUAAUAUGCAUACAGGAUGUGGAACUGGUUCCUGCGGUUUUAGGAGUAGACGUUGCUCCGCCCCCCAUGGACACCGGUGUACUUCCACCUAACUUACAAUUCGAAAUCGACGACAUCAAUCUCGGUCUAUCUCAUUUCUAUGACCAAUACGAUGUAGUUCAUGUUCGCUGUGUUUCAGGUGGGAUCAAAGACAUGGACCGAACAAUCGUAGAGUACCAAAAAUGCCUCAAACCGGGGGGAGUUUUACUCAUCAUUGAGGGCGACUAUAAUAUCCACGAAACGAAAGAGAAGCCAGCGAGAUUAAAAAGGCUACCUGGGGAUCCGGAUGUUAGUGGAGUAUGUGACAAUGGAUCUUGGUUACGAAGGAUGGUACUAGAGGCGUGCGUGGCGUGUGGAAUUGCGGGCUCUUGCGUGCAUCGUUCCAGUGAAUUGAUAGAUUUGGGACUCUGGGAUUAUCCUCUCAUGGAUCCAGAGACGGCUAGAGCCGGGGGGCUGUAUUUACCAAUAGGGCCAUGGGCAAAAGGUGACGAUCUCCCUGCUCCAUCACUCCCCAAACGCUCUGGGAGAUCAUCUCCACUAGAAACGCCCCCGCUUACUCCGAUAAGAUUGAGCUCGCCUCCCAUUUCGCCCGAGCUGAAAGAUUUUUGCCGUCCCCCUGGACACAGAUAUCCAGCAAUCGAAAUCUUUACGACCGCAGAAGAAGCUAGGAAAGCGCGUGAAAAGCGACAACUAAACGUAGGAGAGCUACCGGAGAUGAUGGUUGAGAGAAACUGGCGUUUAAUGCAGCAACAGAUACACCAACCGCUGUCCACUGAUGCGACUUCUGUAACCUCUCCCUGA
Molecule: messenger RNA, 1416 nt
Organism: Acaulospora colombiana
Lineage: Eukaryota; Fungi; Glomeromycota; Glomeromycetes; Diversisporales; Acaulosporaceae
Source: the annotation of a GenBank genome assembly